Physella acuta is the source of this 2779-nucleotide messenger RNA. RefSeq lists its product as uncharacterized. Gene Ontology annotation, cellular component: membrane. The record is from RefSeq and is a predicted model, not a curated record. NCBI's taxonomy places the organism in Eukaryota, Metazoa, Mollusca, Gastropoda, Physidae.
GGGAGUCAAGAAGUAACAUCAAUUAUAUCGUGUGUUUCAUUUACAUGUACAAUAGAAAUCUAUAAAAACCAUAGCACUUCACGCUAUUUCCGAUUUAUCAAUAAACGCAGUUAAAUUUAUUUUUAACUUCUUCUUAUUUCUUCGUUUUUAAGUUUAGGAGAGAUCACUCUCGCUUUCUUUAUACGAAGCUUUGAAUACUUCAUUAACAUUUGUAACCGACUAUCAUUUGCUGUGUAACCUGUUUUAUCAGUGUUCUCGACCUUUCCUUGAUUCUUGGUUAAGGAAUUAAUCUCGUUGACAGCAUUUGUUGAGUAGCAGAAAUAAAGAAUUAAUCUCGUUGACAGCAUUUGUUGAGUAGCAGAAAUAAAGAAUUAAUCUCGUUGACAGCAUUUGUUGAGUAGCAGAAAUAAAGAAUUAAUCUCGUUGACAGCAUUUGUUGAGUAGCAGAAAUAAAGAAUUAAUCUCGUUGACAGCAUUUGUUGAGUAGCAGAAACAAAGAAUUAAUCUCGUUGACAGCAUUUGUUGAGUAGCAGAAACAAAGAAUUAAUCUCGUCGACAGCAUUUGUUGAGUAGCAGAAAUAAAGAAUUAAUCUCGUUGACAGCAUUUGUUGAGUAGCAGAAACAAAGAAUUAAUCUCGUUGACAGCAUUUGUUGAGUAGCAGAAACAAAGAAUUAAUCUCGUCGACAGCAUUUGUUGAGUAGCAGAAAUAAAGAAUUAAUCUCGUUAACAGCAUUUGUUGAGUAGCAGAAAUAAAGAAUUAAUCUCGUUGACAGCAUUUGUUGAGUAGCAGAAAUAAAGAAUUAAUAUCGUUGACAGCAUUUGUUGAGUAGCAGAAAUAAAGAAUUCAUCUCGUUGACAGAAAUGAAGAAACCUAAUCUGAGUUUUGAGGAUAAUUUUCUGGAUAUAUCCAUUCUACCUGGACAACCAGGAGCUGAAUUCACCACGUCAACCUAUCCAGGCUCAGCCACGAACAACCCGUGGUUGCCGAUGUCCGGAGGUAUCCCAAGCAACCAUGCUGUCACCAGCGACCAAAACACUGGACAGACGCUGGACAACCUGGACGUGAGCAAAUUGUCUAGCGUAAACACGUCUGUUGACAACCAGUUUACCAGACAAGAGUCAAACUUGGACAAAAAUACGCGUGUUUACAUUAUGCCUUCCGGUGCUGAGCUGAGCUACGUCACCACAAAGACUCCGAAUUCUUGGAGCUAUGAUGGGAUAGAAAAUAUACUCCAGAGAUUUGAACCGCCAAAAGUGGAACCACCCGUAGAGCCGCAUAUACGGAAUUAUGUCCCUCUUAGUAUUGUGGUUACGCUCCUGUUCUCAUGGUUGUUUGGACUUUUUGCUCUUAAUUACGCCAGAAAGGCAAAUUUAUACAAAAGAGAAAAGAAGUACAACGAAGCUGUGAGUGCGGCACACAACGCCUCAAACCUGAAUUUUGUCGGUAUCUUCUGGGGUCUCAUCGGCAACGCCCUGCUGGGUGUCGCGAUCUGGCAAGUCCACCACCUGUACAGGUAGUUGGACGGUGUUACGUGAAGUCUGAAGGGCGGACGUUAGUAACAGAAGAUAAGCCGCAAUGGGAGGCGCUUGAGGUGUGUCAAUUGAUGUGUGGUGUAUUUGGGAGGUGUAUCUUCUGUUAGAGGUAUUGGUGUAUUUUAGAAAUGAUUUCCGGCAAUGUAGUUAUUGGCUAAUUUAUUGAAUGUUUAAAAGUAGUGUAGGUAUUGGCGUAUUAUAGGAAUGUUUUCAGGUAUUGUAGGCAUUUGCGUAUUUGGGGAAUGUUUCAGGCAUGGUAGGUAUUGGCGUUUUUGUGAGAGACUCAAGACGUCUAUAUAUCUAAAAAAAAUGAAGUCUUCUUGCGACAAACAGACGUUACGUUACGUUAGAUACAGAGACUGACCUAUUUUUUAAAACACGAUGGUCCGUGUGUAUCAAGUUCUGUGCAAUGUUUUAAUGUUAAUUGGACUUCGUUAUUGACAUUAAUCACAUGCUUUAUAUUAUAUUCGUCGAUAUACUGUUUUGAUGUAACCUUGUAUUAUAUCUUCAUUUACAUUACAUGUUCUGUCAUGACAAAUAUCUGUUAAACGAUAAUUUGAAUGUUUGUAAUAUAUUUUAUCGUUUUCACAUUCGCCAAGUAUUAUGUUUUCGUAUACAUGUUUAGCUCCAGUGUGACUUGUACGGAAUCGGUUUUACAUUUUCUAAAACACAACAUUUUAGUGUUUGGUUUUGUGGUGCUUGAAUACUUUUAUGACGGUCUACGUUAGAUUUAGUCAAGCAAGAGACUGAUAGCUUGCACUACCAAAUACUGUUCUGUGUCUCACAACGAUGAUAAUCAACUAAAUUUACCACACAUAUUUAUCAUCCAAAGCUGCUGAUAACGCUUACUAUCAAACACUACACAAAUAUCCAACACAUGUAUAUGAACAACGGUUCCCUUCGAUAAUUUUAUAGGACGAACUAAAUUAUUAUUUUCUUUAAUGUAUUUUCACAUGUCCGUAAAUGCUCAGUAUUGCAUAUGAUCACAUUUGUUUAUUUUUAUAUGUAUGAUUCUAUUUUUGGCAUAGCUGUUGCGUUUAAUCGAAACAAACUCUACAUUUUGUUUUGCCAGGUGAAAUGUUUUAAUUUGUUCAACCAAACAUUUUAUUGAAAAUUCUGAUACACGGUAUGUUAAUCAAGUAUUGCCUAUAGAAAUAUUUUAGACUUAUUGUUUACAACUUUUGUAAUAAUUUAAUAUUGUUGCCAAAUUAAUUACAACAAUCGUAUAUGUGUUUUCUCAAUAAA